AUGGCCAAAAGUGGAGAGGCCCUGCCGCAGGGCAGCCCGGUGCUGGUCCAGGAUCCUCACCUCAUCAAGGUGACAGUGAAGACGCCCAAGGACAAGGAGGAUUUCUCAGUUACAGACACUUGCACCAUCCAGCAGCUGAAGGAAGAGAUAUCCCAGCGCUUUAAGGCCCACCCUGAUCAGCUGAUCCUAAUAUUUGCUGGCAAAAUCCUCAAGGACCCUGACUCACUGGCACAGUGUGGGGUCCGAGAUGGCCUCACUGUCCACCUGGUCAUCAAGAUGCAGCGCCGUACUGUGGGCACUGAGUGCCCAGCUGCUUCGGUCCCUAUCCCAGCCCCAAGCCUUGGAUCACUCCCUCAGCCAAGCUCCAUUUACCCAGCAGACAGGCUACCCACCUUUAGCUUAGGUGUCCUCACAGGCCUCAAUGGGCUAGGCCUGACCUCCGGUAGUUUCCCCGACCCGCCAAGCUCACUGAUGUGGCAGGAUAUGUCUGUGCCUGAGUUUGUGGCUCAGAUCAUUGAUGACUCCUUCAUCCAGGGUCUGCUGUCCAACACAGGCCUGGUGCGCCAGCUGGUUCUUGACAACCCCCAUAUGCAGCAGCUGAUCCAGCACAACCCUGAGAUUGGGCACAUUCUCAACAACCCUGAAAUCAUGCGGCAGACAAUGGAGUUUCUGUGCAAACCUGCCAUGAUGCAAGAGAUGAUACGUAGCCAGGACCGGGCACUCAGAAACCUGGAGAGCAUCCCUGGUGGCUACAAUGUGCUCCGUACCAUGUAUACAGAUAUCAUGCACCCAAUGCUUAAUGCAGUGCAGGAGCAGUUUGGUGGCAAUCCCUUUGCUACCACCACUACUGCUAAUGCUACCACCAGUAGCUGCCAACCUUCAAGGAUGGAGAACUGUGACCCUCUCCCCAAUCCCUGGGCUUCCACGUGUGCAGGCUCAGCUGGUAGGAGAGGCAGGAGGCCUGGGGACCAGGAUGUAUCCGAACUUAGAAACAGUGUUUGCAAUAUUCUAGGUAAUAUGAGGCUCUAUGACUAUCUCCAGCAAUUACAUGAGAGGCCCCUGUCCCUGAGAACCUAUCUGCAGGGGAUUGCAUCUACCCUCAGCCCAAGCCAAGAACCACCAUCACCACCAGGAAGCCAAGUUCCCCCAACUUCACCCUCAUCCCAGGAACUUGAGUCAGGCCGGCCUCUCCCCAGGGAGUCAGUAGCAAUCAAGGGGAAGCCCUCCUGCCCCGCAUUCUUGAGAUAUCCCACAGAGAGCAGUGCUAGAAAAGCUGGAAGCCGAGAUGGUGCAGGGAAUGGCUCCACUGCCCACAGCACCAACAUGCCUGAUCUUGUCUCCAGGCUGGAGUGUGCUGCCAACAAGGCCCCAUUUGUUCCUUCCCCACCUUCACCCACGGCAGUUACCGCUGGAACCCCUGAGCGUGUCUGGCUGCCGCCACCAGCUUACCCAAAAUCUCUGAGGCCAGCCAGAAUGAAUGAGGCCCCACAGUUGCAGGACGAAAUGCGCUGGCAGCUGCCACUGCUGCUGCACCUUCAGGCAGCCAUGUCAAACCCUCGUGCCAUGCAUGCCUUGCUGCAGAUUGAGCAGGGUCUGCAGAUCCUGGCUACUGAAGCCCCUCGCCUCCUCCUUUUGUUCAUGCCUUGCCUAGCAGGGCUGGGAAGUACAGCAGGAAGUACAGAGCCUCGAGAGGGUGCCCUUAUGCCUGCGGAUCCUCCCCUAGCCCCAGGUCCUGAAGUUCCCUCAGCACAAGGCUCUGUGGAGCUGGGCCUCCAUUCCAUGCCCUUCCUCCAGAUGUUGCAAGCCCUAGCUGGCGCCAAUCCCCUGCAGCUGCAGCCCGAGACUCACUUCCGGGUGCAGCUAGAGCAAUUGCGGGCCAUGGGCUUUCUGAAUCCUGAAGCCAAUCUGCAGGCCCUCAUUGCCACCGGAGGUGAUGUAGAUGCUGCUGUGAAGAAGCUGAGGCAGCUGUAG
Molecule: messenger RNA, 1971 nt
Organism: Globicephala melas (long-finned pilot whale)
Lineage: Eukaryota; Metazoa; Chordata; Mammalia; Artiodactyla; Delphinidae
Gene: UBQLN3
Product: ubiquilin 3
Biological process (GO): ubiquitin-dependent protein catabolic process
Cellular component (GO): cytosol
Molecular function (GO): polyubiquitin modification-dependent protein binding
Source: RefSeq, a predicted model, not a curated record